Messenger RNA from Erigeron canadensis, 1191 nucleotides. Its product is annotated as NAC domain-containing protein 92-like. The coding region runs from base 43 to 993 and encodes 316 amino acids. The transcript is spliced from 3 exons. Lineage: Eukaryota; Viridiplantae; Streptophyta; Magnoliopsida; Asterales; Asteraceae. Gene Ontology annotation, biological process: regulation of DNA-templated transcription. The record is from RefSeq and is a predicted model, not a curated record. Gene Ontology annotation, molecular function: DNA binding.
AAUAUUCUUCAAAUUUCUUUUUUUUUUUUUUUUUGAUAAAAAAUGGAACACCCUUUUGAUCAAGAAGAACAAAUGGACCUCCCACCGGGUUUUCGAUUUCAUCCGACUGAUGAAGAACUCAUUUCUUAUUACCUUUACCCCAAAGUUUCUGACAUCAAUUUUGUGGCCCGAGCAAUUGGUGAAGUUGAUUUGAAUAAAGUUGAGCCAUGGGAGCUUCCAUGGAGGGCGAAACUUGGAGAGCAAGAAUGGUUCUUUUUUUGUGUUCGUGAUCGAAAAUACCCGACCGGGUCAAGAACAAACAGAGCAACAACUGCAGGGUAUUGGAAAGCAACAGGAAAAGACAAAGAAAUAUACAAAGAGAAAUCUCUUGUGGGAAUGAAGAAAACACUUGUGUUUUAUAAAGGAAGAGCUCCAAAAGGUGAAAAAACGAAUUGGGUUAUGCAUGAAUAUCGAUUAGAUGGCAAGUUUUCAAGUAAUAAUCUCCCAAAAUCCGCUAAGGGGGAAUGGGUCAUUAGCAGGGUAUUUCACAAGAGUUCUGGUGGGAAAAAGAUUCCAAUUUCGGGUUUAUCAAGGAUCAGAAAUGGAAAUGACUAUGAUACAAAUUUCGGGUCUGCAGGUAUGCCUCCAUUGAUGGAGAUAUCAAGUGUGGAUGGUGGAUCAAAAACCGAAACAUCGCACGUAACCUGCUUCUCCGAAUCAAUGGAGGAACAGAAGCCGAAUAAUGAAGAAAUGAUGGGAAGUUGGACCUCGGGCACUUCUUUAAUGGCGUCGAGAGGCGAUAACGUUUACCCAAUGGUUCAAAACAUGGAAAACUUUCAGUACCAGGACUCGACAUGGAUGCAAGACCCGUCGAUCCUUAGGAUCUUGCUCGAUGGCAAUAACGAAUCGAACAUGAGGCAAAACCCGAAAACCGAAUUGGUGGAUCAUCAGGAUUAUGGUAUUGGUAUGAAUAUGGGAAGUCAAGUUGAUCUUGAUUGCUUAUGGAAUUAUUGAGCAUAUUAUAUGAAUUGGGAAGUUUUAGUGAUAAGAGUAGAAAGAAGUAAAGAUUGUUGGUUUUCAAGAUUUUCAUCAUGGAUUGAUGCUUGUUAAUACAUUUUAGGUUAACUGUAAUGAUUUGAUAGGAUAAAAAGGGAUUAUGCAAUGUAAAUCAUGAAAUUAAUCUUGGGUUUUUAGUAGUAAUAUUUAUAUUUA